Messenger RNA from Gryllus bimaculatus (two-spotted cricket), 399 nucleotides. The record is from the annotation of a GenBank genome assembly. NCBI's taxonomy places the organism in Eukaryota, Metazoa, Arthropoda, Insecta, Orthoptera, Gryllidae.
UAUACCCGUAUAUAAAUUAUAAAGGACUUAGCUCCUCCCAGUUGUUAAACGUCACUUAUGAUUUCUCAUAUGCUGCGGAAAAUCUGUGCAAAGUUGUCGCAUCAUUAUUCAAUGAUCACAUCAUAAUUGUAUACGAGUUAAACCAACAAGGGAAGAUAAGCACUUUUUUAUUAGGUUUUGGAGUGAGAUACAUUGCUGGCUACACUGCAUUUGUUUCUUCAUUGUCUGAAGUGGUUUUAGUAUUCGGCGUUUUUCAGAGAGAAGAAAAGGAUAUUUAUAAUAGAGUGAGCACUGUACUGGCGCUGUUCACAUUCUGUGCCUCAUUACCUCUCAUUAUCAUAAUCAUGCUAGCUUGUUCAGAACAAUGGAUUACACUGUUUUGGGAAAUACCUCGCAUGU